Messenger RNA from Fibroporia radiculosa, 1119 nucleotides. RefSeq lists its product as uncharacterized. Gene Ontology annotation, cellular component: cytoplasm. Lineage: Eukaryota; Fungi; Basidiomycota; Agaricomycetes; Polyporales; Fibroporiaceae. The record is from RefSeq and is a predicted model, not a curated record. Bases 1 to 1119 code for a protein of 372 amino acids. Gene Ontology annotation, molecular function: dihydroorotase activity. The transcript has 3 exons. Gene Ontology annotation, biological process: pyrimidine nucleotide biosynthetic process; 'de novo' pyrimidine nucleobase biosynthetic process.
AUGUCCGAUUCGCAGUCGACCAUUGCGGUCGCAUCGCCCGCAGACUUUCACGUCCAUCUGCGCCAGGGAGAGUUGUCUACGCUUGUCACCAAGCAUGUACGACAGGGCGGAUUCAACGUGGCAUACGUGAUGCCCAAUCUCAAGCCGCCCAUCACCACCACCGAUGAAGCACUCCUCUAUCGAGCGCAAUUGCAAGCUAUUGACCCGGCUGUUCAGUACCUGAUGACCCUGUACUUAUCCCCGGAUCUUACUCCCGACGAGAUCCGCAAGGCAAGUCGCGCCGGCAUAGUAGGCGUCAAGUCGUACCCUCGUGGUGUUACGACGAACUCAGAUGGAGGGAUUGAAUCUUAUGAAGCUUACUACCCUGUCUUCGAGGCGAUGGAAGAGGAAGAUAUGGUUCUCAACCUCCACGGGGAAGUUCCUUCAGACGCUGCAGCGAACACGUGUGUUCUCAACGCCGAGCCGGCGUUUCUACCGCAUCUGCGGAAGCUCCACGCGCGGUUCCCUCGUCUCCGCAUUGUGCUCGAGCAUGCGACCACUCGCGCGGCGGUGGACUGUGUGAAGAGUCUAGGAGACACUGUGGCAUGCACGAUUACGGCCCAUCACCUCGCGCUCACUGUAGACGACUGGGCCGGGCAGGCGUGGAACUUCUGCAAGCCCGUCGCCAAGUAUCCCGAUGACAGACAGGCCCUUCGAGACGUGAUUAAGCAAGGUUUGUGGUUCGCUGAGACUGAAGAUCGCGCCCAUGUCUCAACGGCAAUGUUCAUUUCUGCAGGCCAUCCGCGCUUCUUCCUCGGCUCCGACUCCGCUCCUCAUCCGCCGGAGACGAAGAGCAGUGCUACGCCUCAGCACGCGUGUGCUGCCGGGGUGUACACAUCCCCCAUUCUCCUCCCCCUCGUCGCGCAGUUGCUAGAGUCAUUCGGCGCGCUUGAUCGUCUGGAGGGUUUCGUGAGCACCUAUGGCCGUGCGUUCUACCGCAUUCCAAUUGCUUCUGGGGAAGCCAAGGUUACUCUCAGACAAGUGCAAGGGAAGAUUAUCCAGGAAAAAUGGGCAGAGGGCAACCAGAGUGUGGUUCCAUUCUGGGCCGGAAAAGAGCUUGUGUGGGAGAUCGUGGGCUAG